This is a messenger RNA of Boeremia exigua, 728 nucleotides long. RefSeq lists its product as uncharacterized. The record is from RefSeq and is a predicted model, not a curated record. Bases 262 to 696 code for a protein of 144 amino acids. NCBI's taxonomy places the organism in Eukaryota, Fungi, Ascomycota, Dothideomycetes, Pleosporales, Didymellaceae. The transcript has a single exon.
AAGGGCAUCUGAUUUCUCUCUCUCGUUGACUUUGCACCCAAGACGGAUGUCUAGACGGCGGCGCCCCCUGUGCGCGCCGCGGGUUUGUGUUUUAUCUGCGUUCUUCAGCCAGCGGAAUUCGGCGGCUGUUUGCUAUGCCUGGCGUUAGGGAUCUGGCGGGCGGGCUAAUCGUUUGCUGCCCGCGCGCGGUUGCAAGCAGGGCGUUCUUCUGGAUACACAAUUUCUCUGCAUUUGGUAGGCUGGCGCAGCUGCGUCGUCGAAAUGAUAUCUUUACUCAUCAUCUGUUGUGUGCGGAGUUGCUUGUGCUGUGCUUCGUAUGAUGUGAUGAUGCUUGAAGGUGGUCUCGGGGCUGUGAGGACGAAGGCGACGGUUGCUGCCGUCGCGGUUGCUUUCCAGUGCGAUACUCUCAACCACAUACUCGGUGGAGCGUCGUACUACACCUCGAUCUUGCACCAGCGUGCUCGCAGACCAAGCCAUCAUCGGGUGUCCCACGCAUCACUGCUCUUCCUCGCUCACUCCCCUAAACCACGCACAUUCGUCAUCGCGGACACAGCACCUUCUCCAGACCACCGCUCUCCCAGACCCACACCAUCCCAAACCUUCACCAUCGCACACCAAUACUGUCGUAAAUCUACUCAAUCACAUACCUUCAUCAUCCCAGACCCACACCAUCCCACACUGCCACACUCAAUGUAGUCGAGCCAUCAACUGCACUACACUGCCCACGC